UCGUGUUUAUAUCGAUAGCAAAUCGGCGGAUACGAAUACAUAUAUACACGACUCUUCCGCGGCCGAGUGCGAAUGUGAAAGAGAGAGAGAGAGGUGCUUAUAUACCAAUUUGGAUGCGUGUGUCGGUCGCACGCCUGCCUAGUUUACUUACUAUUUAUUAUAAUAAAUCGUCUAUUUAACCGUCGGCAUCCCUACAAAACAUACCUCGUCUAGUUUCCUUUCGCAAAGUUACCUGUGCAAAGUGCUAAAUACAAUAACAUUUAUAACCACGAUGUAUCAGUGAGUGAUUGUGUACCUGUCUAUUGCGUACUUGGCUUUUUUGAAUUUGCUCAAAACAAGUAAUCGAACGUCAUUACGGCGACUGUCCUGUACUGCGUGUGUAACAAGUAUACACACAUAUGUAUAUAUAUGGUCACAGUGUAAUACGCAACACACCUAGGCGCAUGCGUUCUCUUCAUUGGUGAUUGGUGGUGGUGGUAGUUUGUCUACUGCUGCAUAGUAUCUCUGUCUCUCUUGCACUUGAGACAAGAGUGUAUAUACAACAGCAGCUCAACUCCUGCUCUGUUGAUAGUCGUUGUAGAUACCUAGUUCCUUUUCUUUUUGUGACUCUUUUCUCUUUUUUGCUACUAGUCCGGUGUAUUUAAGACAUUUUACAAGUUAAUACACAUAAGUUGUACCCGAAUGUAUAAUUCCAAUAUGUAGUGAAUUUAUAAGGUGUAACCGGACAAAACUCGUGCGCGCCGCAUCUCUUUCACAGCUGCGGAUCGUGCUGUAUACGUAUAUAGUUAAUUAAUAGAGAAAUAUACUCAUAGUGCGUGUGUAUGUGUGGUUAAAUGUGCCCAUCUGUAAAUCUGUAUCCAAACCUAGCCCUAACUGAUUAGUGUUAUAAGUGUUGCAAGUGGUGCGAUGUGAUGUGCGCGACGAGCGGCGAGGCUUUCACGCACCAGUAGUGUGCCAGUGAUGUUAUAUAGUUAUAUAGUGUACCCCCCCCCGCUCACCGUUAGCCCGUAGUUUAUACGAGAAACACGAAAAUUAACGUAAUAACGAGUGUAUGAUGCUUACCAGUGAGUAGUUAUCAGUGAGUGUUUAUUUUCGCGGUAUACUCCUGGUGAUUUGAUUGACCUCAUCGAAAACGAGGUACAAAAAGAGGGUAUCCAAUAGGAGGUACAUACACACGUAUGUAUAUAUUUACACAAGUGUGCAAUUUCAAGUGAUAUAGAUACCUAUACACAGGCAUCGGAGAGAAAACAAGGUUGUUGUUGUAAUUGUUCUUGUUUAGUUAACAGUUGUGUGUGUGUGUGUGUGAAGAGAACCAGAAGUGUCACCGUAGGGGUGAAAAGUGAGGAAAAAGAUAACCUGCUGAAGAGAGAGAGAGAAAGCUCAAAGCGAGUCUGACGGCGGAACGCAAAAACGCACGAAGGUACCCCUUGGCACACUCGCACGGCAACCAAAAGACUGAGCGCGACACGGCACCAACGUAUCCUCCGUUGUUGGAAACAAAAAGACCGUCAAGGCUUCCUCUUUCUCCGCGUUCGUCUCUCCGUCUGAUCGAGAGCAGUGGCGGUUUCCCGGGCGCCGGACUACCCAAGUGAAUGGGAGGACGACGAGGAGGGCCGUGUUUGAUGGUAACUGCAGCGAGUUUCGGCUUGGUUAAUGUGCGCGAGGAAAAAGUCAGCUGCCACCACCGCCGCUGGACAUUGGUCGUUGCGGCUACAUCGUCGUGAAAUCGUGGAGGACGGGGUUUUCGUUGCAACAACACCGGGAGGAAGUUGAUUUUGAAAGGACGAGCGAGAAAGGUGGUGGAGGGGACCCGAGGACAAAAUGCCGCCCUCCGGUGGUGGUGGAGGUGGCUACUAUGACGACAGGAAUCCACUACUCAAGGGCACGCUAUCCAGCGUGGACAGGGACCGGUUACGGGAGCGCGAACGACAAGCCCGCGUGGCCAUGUCGGUCCAAGCUCAGCAGGCCGCGGUCCUGGCGGACCCGGACACCAGUCACGGCCACCACCAUCAUAGCCAUCACAACCUCGGCCGACAGAUCGGGCCAGAUCUCGCGAUCGAGUCGCUCUUCCGCGCCCCAGUCAGGGUGAACCCAGACGCGCACGACCGCACUACCCAGCAGAUCCAAUCGAAGCUGGGCAACUACUCGAUGGUCAAGCAUCUGCUCGAGGAGCCCCGCCGGCUGUACGGAAUCGACCAGCACGGAGUCCCGCCCUCGCCUGUCUCGGCUUCCUCGGGCAGACUCAACGCGUCCUCCGCCCAUAACACCCCGUCGAGUCUCAGGCUGAACUCCUCGACGAACCGCAACUCGCCGUCCUCGCAAGAGUUCAAGAAACCCGGUGGUCCCCGCUCCUCGACCGCCGCCCCACCCCCGCCCUCGUCUUCCGUGACGUCAUCGUCUUCGACGUCGUCGACGACCCUGUCGUCCCACCAGCACCGAGGCGGCUUCGCCAAGCCUCCGGACGGCAAGCCUCCCCACGGCGGCCGGGUCGGCUAUCCCGGUCAGCCCGCCAAGCACGGCGAGCACCGCGGCCACGGCGCCAUGCCCCCCAAGGGCCCACCGCCGCCCCCACCCUCGUCGGCGCUGGCCCCCUCGACUUCUUUGGGCCCUCAAGGAAUGCCAGUGAUCGCCGGCGCGGUCCAGCAGCAGCCCGGAAUCCCAGGGCACGGCUCGCAGGGCAGACUGCAGCAUACCGCCAGCGUUAGGCUGCCCAAGCUGCCCAUCGAUACGGGAUCGAGCUCGAGGCACAUGAGCAGUAGUAGCACGCCAGAGGUGGAGACGAUUUUCAAGGAAAUGGGCAUGCCACCGACGCCGUUGACCGCCAUCGCCCAGACGCCCCGAAAAGAGUUCCCCGAGCCGAAGUUCAGCUUCAAUCAAGUUUACACCAAGCUGGCUCAAGCACCGUCCCAGGAUAUCACGAAGCCUCAACGUGAAAGGCACCAAAAUCGCAGGCUGUCUGCCGAUCUGGAGCGAGACUUGAGUCUAUCGGAGGACAGCGAAGACGAUGAAGCUCCAAAGACGGUACCUUCAAGGCCAGUGAGAGAUGGAAGGAGCCCCAUGUCAGCCGAUUUAUCGGCGCCGCUGAUCCCGAAGAUGACUACGGCGCCGCUGAUCCCGAAGGUGACUACGGCGCCGCUGAUCCCGAAGAUGACUACGGCGCCGCUCCCCAUGGUCCCGAUGUCCCCGAUGGCCAUGUCGCCCAUGGGCCCAAUGUCCCCGGCGAACGCACGGGGUCCCUCGCAACAGCAAGCACAGUCGAGCCUCGCGGCCAAACCGAGCCCGAAGCCGGCCGCCCCGACCCAGCCGAGGCACGCGGCCGAUAGUCCCGUCGACGCCAGCAAUAACCAGACGCACCAAAGACCGCCGAGCCCACCUGGCGAGGCGCCCGCUAGCUCGGGCAGCGCGAGCUCGUCCUCCGACUCGGGCUCGGACUCCGGCUCGGACUCGACCGACGACGACAGCGACGGGGAGGUGAGCGAGCCGUGCCAGAGCAGCGAUCGGGCAGCGACGGCCACAACCGGUAACAACAACGCGUCGAGCAAGGGCCCGACUACGCCCCCGGUUGUGGUGGGGUCGCCGGGCGGGGCGCCGGUCGAGGAGCUGCCGCCCGCGGUCGAGGAGUCCAAGCCCAGGUGGAACUUGGGCUCGUUCCUGGUUAAGGCUGAGCCGCAGAACGGCGACGGUGGCAAGUCGGUGAGCGCCGGGGGUACCGGGGGCGCUGGCAAUAACGGCAAGAAGAAGGAGGAGGUCGCGAGGCGCGAGGAGGCGCCGGUCGUGGAGCCGGAGAGGCGCUCCUCGAGGCACUCGGAGACCAAGGAGUGGAGGCUGAGCAGUAGCCUCAGCGAGAGCGAACAGCCGAGCAGCGAGGCCGAGGCCAAGACGCCUAGCAACGAGCAACAACAACAGCAGCAGCAGCAGCAGCAGCAACCGUCGUCCUCGUCCAGGCCACAGGCGAAGCAGCAGGACAAACCAAAGCCCGUGGAUGUGCGAAAACGGGGUAGGCCGCGCAAAACGGACAAUAACCCGAAAGCCGCUCCGGCCGUAGUCCAGUCCCAGUCCGUAGUCACUAGCAACGCCGAGGAGUCGACCAAGUUGGCGGCAACGAAGCGCAGUAGGAAGCGCACGAACCAGGGCAGCAGUCCCUCUGCCCGGCGUAACAAGAAGCCACCACCGCCCUCGAAACCUAUUCUGACGACGACGACCAGCGAGGAGGAUAGUGACGGAGAUCGACGGGGCGCCGAUGGUGCCGGUGGAGUAAUCUACAGCGACUCGGACUCCGAGCCGGCAGGGAUCGCGCGUAGGCCCGUCGCGCCAUCGUCUCUGUCCCAGACUGGCGCCGCGUCUCCCGCAAACGGAGGAAAGAGGCACAAAAGGCCGAGAUUGGAGUUGUCGAGUAGCGGCGAGGAUAGUCAUGGACUCGAUAACGAGAAAGCCAUCGAUGAGAGGCAACAGCACAAGCGGGGUAAACGAUCGCGCGAGGAUGACGCGUGUUUGGGAAGGUUGCCACAGGCAAAGCGAAGUAGAAAGGUAAGCGAAUCGUCGAAGAAGGUCCAGGACAAGAAGAAGAGGACUACGAAAGUGAAGCCCAAAAGGCGAAGAUCGCGGGUUACUCGAGUCUCGGAGUGUCCCUCGGAGUCGGACAGUGAGUCAGAAAUUACCCAUAGGACCAACCGAAAGAUUGCUCGGGUGCAACCGAGGCCACGGCGACCGCCAACGCGCGCAACUUCGACCAACAACUCGGACAGUGAUAACGGUCCGGCCUCCGUUAAAGCUCAAAAAGAAACAGGUGGCGGUGGUAAGGGCGGUGUUGUCGCUCAGGACAACAAAAAGAGUGCCCUGCGCCGUCUCUUCGUCGAUUCUCGUGCCAAAGGAGGCAAGGGUGGUAAGGGCGGCAAAGGUGGCAAGGGUGGCGGCAAGUGUGGCAUCUACGUCGAGGAAUACACCGGGAACACGCCAACGCGCAGCGAGAGCCCGUACAAGCGCCGGCCGUCCCCGGCAGCUACCGCGCCGGCUGCCACAGUGGUCAGCAGUCAAGUCAGUCACGAAGACAAACAGCAGCAGCAGCAGCAGCUGCAGAAACCCCCCAAGCCGCAGCAGCAGCAGAAACCCCCCCAGCCGCAGCAGCAGCAACCGCCGCAGCCGCAGCAACAGGACCAAUUGCCCCCAUCCUCGAGCAGCACCCCCGUACUUCCCAUGACUGAUGAAAAUGUUACGCCAAGAAUGGUCUGCAAGAUAGAUCUGACUAAGCUGCCUUGCAUGUCCCUAGUGUCCAAGGGCCAAGAGAUGAGACAGAGAACCGAGAUGCCCAACACCAGGCCGUCCUCUAGGCAAAAAUCGAGCUCGAGUCAGAUUAAAAAGCAGAGACCCUCGACGCCUGAGGAGGGCGAGAUCGUCGAGUCGAUGCCAGGCUCCGGACGUGCCGAGAACAGCGACUCGAGCCCAAAUCCAAACAUCAAGAACAGCGGUAGCUCGAGCAACUCGAACGGUGGUAGGAAAGGUGCGAGCAGCAGUAGCAAGAGCAGUCGCUCGAUUAUGAUCAAGUCCAAGCCUAAGAACGUUAAGUCAAGUGACACGAAGUUGCUCGAGGGCAAGCCGAGAAACGAUGAUAUUAGCAACGGUGCUCGUAAAGCAUCAAAGAGGAAUCGCAAGGCAAGCAGCAGUUCGGUCUCGAGUCUAGACACGAGAGUCAAGAUCGAGAUCAAGGAUGAGAAGAAAAAGAAGAAGAGGAAACUCGAGGAGCUCGAAAACAUUAGGUUUUCGUCCAGUCAGAACGAUGUACUGCCGACGAAUCACGAGCGGGAAUCGAAUCCCGACAUGGGUCUGGCGCUGCAGCCUCUGCAACCUCAGCGUGUUUUCUAUUCAAAUUUUUACUCCCAGCCGAAUGAUUUGUCCGAAGACAUGUAUCAUGAGCAAUACCUGGCCGAAGCCAAGCGGUUAAAGCAUAGUGCAGACGAGGAGGCUGACGUUACGACGCAAUGUAUACUCUACCUCGAAGGUGCAAUUUAUUUUAUCCUCACAGGCCAGGCCAUGGAAUCUGCUCAUGCACACAUAUCUGCUGGAGCUGCCUUUCGCAUGUACAGAGAUACUCUUUCCAUUAUCAAAUUCAUUGCAACAAAAUUCAACCCGCACGAAAAUAAUUCAGCCGAAAGUGAGAUUCACACGAAGCUGCUUAUCUUUAGUUAUUGGUGCCAGGCAUUGAUAUACCAGAAAAUGUACUCCCUCAGAAAAACCGAAAUCAAAGAAAACUGGGGUACUCUAGGGAGAUACUUUGCUAAACAGGUGCAACUGAUACAGUCGGAGCCAAAUCAAGGUACUCCAUCGUUAUCGCCUACACCCUCGCCAGCUGGCUCUGUGGGCUCGGUUGGUAGUCAAAGCAGUGGUUAUAGUAGCGGCGAACUUGCCAAUCGCAGCUUAGCCAAUGGCCAGAUGCCGGUACCAAUUAAUACCCACACGUGUGCCAGUGUGCCUCUCCACACUUAUAAUCUCAUGCACAAGCUUCACGACGACAUGUUCAUGAUUUUAAGCGCGCAUGACAAGUGGGAGAAGGCCUGCUCCCUCGUCACCGAUAAACAUCGCGACUUUUUCAUCCAGUUGGACGAAACACUAGGUCCACUGUCGCCACGCAGUUCGCCCUCAGACCUUGCUCGCUACGUGACAGCCGGCAUAAAGAAACUGCGUUCCCUUUGACCAAAGUGGCAUAGCCCCCGGCCGCCCACGCCGAGCUACGUCAGCAUCUUACCGUACAACAUCGCCACUUAUCUAACGAUGUACUCGUAAGGUGUAUCAGCUCAGUUACAUAAGUUAGACUGUCUUUCGUGUACUUCGUUUCAUGUUAAUGUUCAUGUAUUCAUCAUCAGGACAAUUUCAAUUCGUUUUAAUAUUAUCAAAAAAGUGAGUGGUAGUACAGACAAUAAAAUCAGUACUUUAAAAAUCAUAGAGAUGAAAAAAAAAAAAAAAAAAGACAAAAAAAGAAAUGAAUAAAUAAAAUGAAGUAAUAGAAAAAUAAUAAACAAAAACAGAGAAGAGUAGUGAUGAUAAAAAAAAAAAAAAAAAA
This is a messenger RNA of Copidosoma floridanum, 7054 nucleotides long. It is a transcript of the gene lilli, whose product is annotated as AF4/FMR2 family member lilliputian. Gene Ontology annotation, biological process: regulation of gene expression. NCBI's taxonomy places the organism in Eukaryota, Metazoa, Arthropoda, Insecta, Hymenoptera, Encyrtidae. The record is from RefSeq and is a predicted model, not a curated record. Gene Ontology annotation, cellular component: nucleus; super elongation complex.